AUGGCGUCGACGACCACCGAAGCCCCUACCGGAAAGCUAACCGAGAGUAUGAAGGGACUAGUCAUCGGUGCUAGUGGUAUGAUCCCUGGAUACCGACAUGAUCGAAUCAAGAAGAUAGUCGAAGAAUGCGGCGCGAAGUUCACCACAACAGAUCUUGGCCAGUGUACUCAUCUGGUGACAACACCUUACAAUUUCAAGAGAAGGUUGAAGAAGAUCACAGAGGCUGGUAAACAAGAAGAUUGCAAAAUCGUGAGCAUCGAUUGGCUGCUCCAAAGUAAGGAGAAGCAUGCACCAGUGAGUGUGGAGGAGUAUUCGAUUACAUCACGGAAGAAGAAGCUUGAGGACAAGCUUGAAAAGAAGCGUGCACGAGAAGUCUCGCCUGCGGGCGUGGACUCUGGUCCUUCAAAGAAGCAGAAAGAGCAACAUCCCCCAUCCCAAUAUUUGAUCUACUUAGUUGAUGAGGGAUACCCAGAGCCGAGUGAUACACUUUCCGUUUGGCAGGACGCCGAAGGAGUGGUAUGGGAUGCCACAUUGGUCAAUGACCACAAAGACGGACGAAAUGGGGUUGUGAUGUGCAUUCAACUACUUAUGUGUCAAGAGCCACAGCGCUUCCAUACCUGGGCCUUCGAAUACAAAGUUGGACACAUUCUAUCGUCCAAUGAGUCAAUUGGAGCUUCUGGAAGCUUGAACUCAGCCAAAAAAGUGUUUGAGACAAUGUUCAAGAAAUUCAGUGGCCUCGCAUGGGAGGAUCGACAUGCCCUUCCCCUUGAGGAUAAAUGGAUUUUCGUGGAGACUCAUCAGCGCCAUCACGGAGAUCAGAUCCCCACCACCCAGGUAACCACAUUGAAACCUGGUGUUGACAGGGUUUUAGGCCUCAUCCUCACUUCAAGUAUCAUAGAAAACCAGUACAAUAAUCUCAUCAGAAAGAUAUGUGGCACACUUCAACGUUCUGGCACACCUCAGCUUGAUGUACAGGGGAAAUCUUAUCUGAUUGGGGUUGCGAUUUUGGGCAGAUUGACGGCGCUGGCUGGUGGCACCAAGGCCGAUAAUGUCAGCCUGUGCAAAGAGCGGUUGUUAAGGGCCUGCAAUACCCUGAUUCCAAUGCCGAAAUAUUAUAGGAUCACCAUCGAAUCAGCCGAGAGCAGGCUCAAGUCCCUCGAUCUUCUAAGCAAGUUGCACAAUGCAGGGCGUAUCUUGAGAAGCGACCCAUCGUCUCCAUUGGCUUUGAGUCACAUAUCUCAAAUGAUAGGUCUGGCAGAAAUAGACCCAGCGGGUCAUCGCCGUGUUCCGCCUCGAACGUCCAGGGAGGCAAAGUCCUUUGCCGAGUGGGCAAAGGAACACAGUUCCAAGAUUGGGGACCGUCGACUUCUGUGGCACGGCUCGCCAACUCAUAAUUUUAGCAGUAUUCUGACAGUAGGUCUACGCGGUCUACACCCGAACAUCCCCGUCACGAGGGGAAUUUACUUCGCUGAGAUGUCUACCAAAUCGGCGAUUUAUUGUCGGAAAAUAGAUAAGAAAUCAGGAGAAGCUCUACUGUUGCUGUGCGAGGUUGAGCUGGGCAAGUCAAGUUCCUUGAGUACUGAGUACAGGGGCAGCAGCUAUUAUACGACUUGGCGGGACGCUGGUGAUAUUCACCCGAAUCUUAAGGGUACCCGGGUGCCGGAUUUCAACACAAAAGUAUCAGCGGCUUCGUCACUUUACGGUCUUUACCACAGUGAGUUUGUCGUGCACAACCCAGCACAGAUUCGUCAACGGUACUUGUUUCACGUUGAGUUGAAAGAGAAGGUGUGA
Molecule: messenger RNA, 1791 nt
Organism: Penicillium bovifimosum
Lineage: Eukaryota; Fungi; Ascomycota; Eurotiomycetes; Eurotiales; Aspergillaceae
Exons: 5
Coding region: 1-1791 (596 amino acids)
Molecular function (GO): NAD+ poly-ADP-ribosyltransferase activity
Source: RefSeq, a predicted model, not a curated record